Molecule: messenger RNA, 437 nt
Organism: Camelina sativa (false flax)
Lineage: Eukaryota; Viridiplantae; Streptophyta; Magnoliopsida; Brassicales; Brassicaceae
Source: RefSeq, a predicted model, not a curated record
AAACCUACACAUUUUAGUAACGCUCUUGUCCUAACAACUUCAAUCGCAGUCAUGAGCGCUGCUGCGACUAUAAGAAACACCUCGUGGAUGGUGGCUACCGCGGUUGCCGCCGUGGAAGCUCGUUGGAACUAUCCUCUCCGUUUAUUCAACAAAGAUGUCAAGGCUCGUCUACGUGCCAUCGUUGUCACUUCACGUCCACCUUCUUCUUCUGAUGAUGAUGAUGUCGUCAGAGACAAUAGUCAUCCUAUGCCUAAAUCUGAUGCUUCCAUGGAGAGAGUUAUGGGCCUUAGCUGCUUUGGCCCAACCACUGUUCGAUUCUAGAUCUCUUUUGUUGUAUGUGAUUUUUUUUUCAUUUUUUUCACUGUUUUCAUGAAUUUUUUGCAUCUAAUUUUCUCUGUUGAUAAUUCUUGUAAUUUCUCAGAAAAAAUUAUUGAUAA